AUGGGUCGGCCCAAACUCUAUAACACUCCAAAAGAAUGUCAAGAGGCCAAGCAGAUGCACCAACGGACACACUAUGCAAGGAACAAAGCUGCAAUCAGCACGAGACUCAAAGUGAAGUAUCAGGAAAACCAAGAAGCACAAGCUGCCCCAGUCUCCCCCUCAAAAAAAGUUAAUGGUGAUAUCAACCAUCAUAUGAUCGAUCUUUAUGACAAUCAGGGCUCACAGCAUGUUCACCGCCACCAGAAAACAAAGUCCGUCAACAAAAGGGAUUUCUUAUCAAGGUACUUAGAUGGAUCACCUGCACAGGUGAUAGAUGCUCUAGUAUGCAACCACCUCGAGACUGGUGACUUAGAUGAGCUUCGAGGGACACUAUCUGCGUUAGAGGUGAUUGUCAAGGAGUUGCACGAUACAGAACAGCAUAUAUUAGGACGUGAGGGCAUGAGCCCAAAAUUUCUUAAGGCAUCUGAUGCAUCCAAGGAGGCAAAGGAAGUGAUUCAUGCUGUGGAAGAUGUUUUUUGUUGCACAUUGGUGUCGGGGAUGGAUCUUCACCAGCAAUAUGCAGACACAAAAUUUAUAUUCCAGAUGCUCUGGGACACUAAGUAG
Suillus subalutaceus is the source of this 603-nucleotide messenger RNA. RefSeq lists its product as uncharacterized. The transcript is spliced from 4 exons. Lineage: Eukaryota; Fungi; Basidiomycota; Agaricomycetes; Boletales; Suillaceae. Bases 1 to 603 code for a protein of 200 amino acids. The record is from RefSeq and is a predicted model, not a curated record.